AGAACCAGAGUACCAUCGAGGGGGUCUAACUGGCUGUCAUCCGAGCUCCCACGGCAGUCAUGGCGGCGCCGUUAGCACACUUCGAUGAGGACUGGCAGGAAUUUAACGAAUUCAAGCCGUCCUCGGCGUCGGCCGACCAGCUGAACUCAAAUGUGGAGUCGACGUCGGGCCUAGACGAUUUCUCAGACCUGGACAACAGUUUCUCCGGGGAGAUCUGCAGCUUCAAGUCGAUGGAGGACCUCGUUCAUGACUUCGACGAGAAGCUGACAGUGUGUUUCCGAAAUUACAACACCACGACGGAAAACAUCGCCCCCAUUAAACCCAUCACAGAGGAAACUUACUUGAAAGACGACGAGGUGUGGAAUGCUCUGACAGAUAAUUAUGGCAACGUGAUGGCUGUGGACUGGAAGACAUCGCACACUCGCUCCCUACACCUGCCCACCCUCAACCUCACUGAGCUCGAGAAGUUGGAUAACCAGUCUCUGGAUCUGUCGGACGACGAGGAGCUGAGGGAGCAGAUGGAUAUGCACUCGAUCAUCGUGUCCUGCAUCAACGAUGAGCCGCUCUUCACAGCUGAGCAGGUGAUAGAGGAGAUAGAGGAGAUGAUGCAGGAGUCUCCCGACCCAGAGGAUGACCAGAGUCCCUCACAGUCCGACCUGUCCAUGCUGUCUCAGGACCUCCAUGCCCUGAAACGCUCCGGCUCGAACACUAGCUACGAGGAUCGGCUGCGUCAGCUGUCUGUAUCUGAGCUGACCGAGAGUCUGGAGGAAGUGGAGACAGCCAUUCGCCGUUACAGCGAGGAGCUGAUCCAAGCUCUGGCCCUGCGAGACGAACUGGACUACGAAAAGGAGGUGAAGAACAGCUUCAUCUCGCUGUUGAUCGAGGUGCAGAACAGACAGAAGGAGCACCGAGAGCUGCUGCGGAAGAAGAAGAAAAUCAGAAGUACAACUACAACCGGGCCCAAUGGCCAGAGGACAGCCAGCACACACAUACCGGGCACGUACCUGACCACGGUAAUCCCUUAUGAGAAGAAAGCGGGCUCCCCGCCUGUAGAAGACCUCCAGAUCCUCACAAAGAUCCUCCACGCCAUGAGGGAUGACAGCGAGAAGGUCCCUGCCCUGCUAACAGACUACAUUCUCAAAGCUCUGGUAUGAGAACAGUGGAAACUGAGUUCUUUGUCCCACGUAAAGCCAAAGGCGAGCCUCCUGUUUCCAGAACCAUCCAUUGGACUAUCAGAAGAGGGUUCUGGUAAUCCGGAAAAACCCGGAUAUCUCCAAAUCUUCCUUCCUCUCUAUUUUUCAACACAGACUUUCUCUCCUCGUGGCAUUUUUUUUUUUUUUUUUACUCCACUGUUUUUGCCACUGUUGUUGCUCCUAAGAUUUUAACUCUAGCUAUAACUCCUCAGUCUGUAUAGUUCUUCUCAUUUGUAAUGUUUUAACUUUUUAAUGCCCGAAUGCUAAAACCCUGUAUAUCCUGACUGCAUGAUGACUCGUCUAUGGAUGCCUGUAAUCAGUAUUAGUCCAAACACCUACCUUCCUGAUUAGUGGCUCUUGAAUGCAGAAGGGUGAGGUGUAUUUUGAUUCCACAGGCUUCAUUGGCAGGCCCAUGAGAGGGAGAUGCAGUCCCAUCUGUCUGUUUUGUAAAUCAAACGCAUUUGCAUCCUUGUAGUUCAUGCCUGACAGAAUAAACAAAUCCUGGCGGAAUCUCCGAAUCUGAUCGUGCCAGGCUGGUUGUGGUAUUGAGCAUAAAUCCUGUUUUUCCUGUAGGGAAACCUUUGCUUUGAUGGCAUGUGUUGAUUAGUUGCAUAUAAUAAUGCAUUUGGGGUUGAAAACCCUUUAAUUUUAAAAUCCAAAGUCAUAGGCCCACCGCUCUUUGCAUGUUGCUUUUGGAUUUAUGCUCAAUAUUUGCUGUUAGUUGAAUGUUAAAAUGAAAUAUUUUGUAUACGAACAGAAAUUGCAAGAUUUUGGGAACUUUUUACUUUUUGAAAAAGGGAAGGGGGAAAAAAGUGUAAUGACAUGAGAAAGUAAUAGCUGGAUGAACAAAAGCAUAUUUUUGGAGGUUUUUUUUGUGAGAUUAGGGAAUUGCCAGUUUUGUGACCACACUGCAACAUCGUUUUGUAAAUGCUGUCCAUUGACCUCUGAACCUUCGAAUAGUGACCGCCAUCCCCAGCAACUUUAUCACUUCCCCGGGAGUCAUCAUUACCCGAUUCUGCAAAUACCUUGCAUAACUUCUUUGCACCAGUAGAAAAUGACUGAACUGAUCUUAUCGUUAGAUAAAUAGUGUCGUUAAGAUUAUGUUAGGUUUGAUAAUUGUGUGGUUAAGCUUCUGUUAUAAGAUGUGGGUUUUCUCUAUCCGUUCAUCCUUCAACUGUCGCGUAAUUUUUGUGGUAGCAUUUUAGUCUGUCGGUGAUCUGGUCAUGUAGUAGCGGAAUAUGUGGUGGUGGAUGUACUUAAGAGUCCGUCUUCACUAGAUUAGCGUAGUGGAGCUUAAGCUAGUGGUGCCAAAAGCACGCCAACAUGUAGGAUUGUUGUCAUGCUGUAAAAUACACUUUGUGAUCCAAGCCCUGCAGCAGCUUUGUCAAAGUUGAGAGAAUCACCCUGAUGAUGUCAUGGUCAUCUCGGCUUGGGCUUGAGACUAUACAUUUAAGACAGAGAAAGCCUGUUCAGACUCGAGGCAUGGCCCGGGCCCCAGUGGUUUUAGAGCUUACCCCGCACCAGAGGGCCCAAGUCAGAAUAUGUCAGCGUCUGCCUGCAAUGCAAUGCUAAAUCACUGGAGCAUCCCUUUAAAACCACACUCCCCCAAUCUAACACUACACGUUGUCGCCAAGUUGGUACACUUAACUUUCAGAUCACCAGCGACCACAGAUGCACCACAUUCUGUCGGAUCAGGUCUAGUCUAGCUCUCAGGUACGCUCAUCAGUGUUAGUAGUUUAAAAUCUUGUCCUGAAAGGUACUGACAUUCCUGAGUCUUUGUAUGUUUCUGGUAACAUUUUUAUCAGCUAGCUCUUCAACUUGCUGCACUUUUAUCUUUUUACAAAUUUCUCUUAAACCCGGACGAGCCGGUGGAGGUAAAAAUGGUAGCCUCUUGACUAAAUCAGGGUAGCAUUACAGAUGUUGAUAAUGUUGUGACUUUUUUGAAAACACAAUUUAAUGUUUAAAGUCUGAGACGCCACUAAUAGUAGUAGGAGUAGCUAGCAAUGAAAUGGUACGGGCGAAAACCUCUGUAGAGGCUGCAGUAGCAUCCGCUCGGUGUAGCAGUCUAGUGACGAUAAUGUAGAUGCAGUUGAGAAAAAGGAAAUAACUUUUACUGGUUACAUUGUUUAAGCAUGUCUCUUAUGCGUAUGGCUAGAAGAAAACGAGCAUUGGAGGAAUAAAAGGGGUGUGAUAAAGUUGGGGAAAAUUGCACAAAAGGUUGCUUAAAUUUGAGGGGUCUAUUUAUCCUUUCAAAAGCUUUUAGUGCUAUAUUUAACUAUUUAUAUGUAACUGUUGUUUUUACUGUUCCCAGCUGUGAAAACGUACACAACCUAGCAUGUGCUACAGGCACUUUACUGCUGCAAACACAUUUCUAAUAAUGAAAAAUCUGUUUGUUUACGGACAGAUUUAUAUCACACUAAAGGGACGAGUGCAUGUUGCAAUGGAAACCAGAAAACUCAAAGCAAAUGAGUAUUUAAUUUAAAAAAAAAAAAAAAAUUUAACUGUUAAAGAUAUCAAAAGGGCCAACAUCAGAAGUCUUGUGGCAGUGAAACACAUGAGCCACCUUAAGAAAACAUCCCUUAAAUAAUCAAAAAUAGUCUUACAAAAGGUUAAAUGAAAAUGGUCACGACAGCAACCAUGUAAACCUUAUUUUGUUUAAUAAUGAAAUGGCAGUUGCUGGAGGAUCUCGUCUCAGUCCAGAGCCCCUCCUCUGGUCUCUUAGCAGACAUAUCAGUAGAGAUUUAUAUUUAUAUAUGUGCAACAAAACGAGCAACAGGAAAAGAGGCUGCCUUUGUAAAUGCCUGACUUAUUUUUUUUUUUUGUACAUUAAACCAACUCCUUUUGUUUUUAAUGCAUUAUAAUUCCCCAGUUUGGGGUUUUAUGUUUACGGUCUCACGUGGUACUGCAGUACAGUAUAUUAAUUUAUUAUGUAUAUGUUUGUUUUGUAACCAUAUUAUUUGACUGUAAUGGUACAAGUGUUUUGUGCCCACAUUGCAUCUCAUUUUAAAUAAAUUAAUAUGUGAAGACUUU
Molecule: messenger RNA, 4223 nt
Organism: Micropterus dolomieu (smallmouth bass)
Lineage: Eukaryota; Metazoa; Chordata; Actinopteri; Centrarchiformes; Centrarchidae
Gene: fez2b
Product: fasciculation and elongation protein zeta 2b
Exons: 10
Coding region: 60-1154 (364 amino acids)
Cellular component (GO): cytoplasm; axon
Source: RefSeq, a predicted model, not a curated record